This is a messenger RNA of Momordica charantia (bitter melon), 1304 nucleotides long. RefSeq names its product proteasome subunit beta type-5. Gene Ontology annotation, cellular component: cytoplasm; proteasome core complex. Gene Ontology annotation, molecular function: threonine-type endopeptidase activity. NCBI's taxonomy places the organism in Eukaryota, Viridiplantae, Streptophyta, Magnoliopsida, Cucurbitales, Cucurbitaceae. The record is from RefSeq and is a predicted model, not a curated record.
UUAAUUUCGCAGCAUUUUUCCCUCCAUUCCGAUCAUUUCCUUCGACGUUGUGGAUCUUUAUUUGCUUUCUGUUCGCGUUUUCUUCUCUCGUUGCUCUAGAUUCUAGUUAAAGCUCGAUUUUUGGUCGUAACAGGAGUUGAAACAUGAAGCUUGAUACCAGUGGUCUUCAAACGACUGCUCCGCUGUUUGGGCCAAAAAUGGAGAUUUUGGAAGGGUUUUCAGCUGCUCCAUCCUUUGAGAUCCCUAAUUCCAAUGAUUUUGAUGGCUUUCAGAAAGAAGCCAUUCAGAUGGUGAAGCCGGCAAAAGGAACAACCACUCUGGCUUUCAUUUUUAAGGAAGGAGUCAUGGUUGCUGCCGAUUCCCGUGCUAGCAUGGGAGGCUAUAUAUCAUCACAAUCUGUGAAAAAAAUUAUUGAAAUCAAUCCUUACAUGCUUGGCACAAUGGCUGGAGGUGCUGCUGAUUGCCAGUUUUGGCAUAGAAACCUCGGUGUCAAGUGCCGCCGACAUGAACUAGCAAAUAAACGCCGAAUUUCAGUCGCAGGAGCAUCAAAGUUAUUGGCUAACAUUCUGUACUCCUAUCGCGGAAUGGGUCUCUCUGUCGGGACUAUGAUUGCUGGAUGGGAUGAAACAGGUCCUGGUCUAUAUUACGUAGACAGCGAGGGGGGAAGGCUGAAAGGAACAAGAUUUUCUGUUGGAUCUGGUUCACCUUAUGCCUAUGGUGUCUUGGAUAGUGGAUAUAGGUAUGACUUAUCUGUUGAAGAAGCUGCUGAGCUGGCUAGACGAGCCAUUUAUCAUGCAACUUUUCGAGAUGGAGCAAGUGGUGGAGUUGCCAGCGUUUAUUAUGUGGGACCAAAUGGAUGGAAGAAGCUCUCUGGCGAUGAUGUGGGAGAACUUCACUACAACUACUAUCCAGUGACACCAAGUACAGUGGAUCAGGAAAUGGUUGAAGUAACCGGUGCUUGACAAUCCCAUAUAAACACAAGCAGGUCGAGACAUUCUCUCUCUGUUCAUUUAUACUAAGAGGGGAAGAAUUGAUUCUAAAGAGAUGCUGAAGAUGUGAACUCUUAGUUUAUGUGUGCACUCGCAGAUUCUAAAAAAAGGUUGGAGUUGAUCUAGGCUUAAAAACUAGUGUUGUUUCAAGGAUAUUUCUGUCAUGGUAUUCGAGUUAUCGCUGCUUUUGAAUAUUGUCAACCUUUCCUAAAUUUUUAAAUCCAUUUCUUAAUUGGACUACCUUGUUACUAUACUUAUCCAGGUUCUUUCUAGUUGUAUAAUUGGAAAGUUUUUUUUAGUUUGUUUCAUGGGGAA